Messenger RNA from Lentinula edodes (shiitake mushroom), 853 nucleotides. RefSeq names its product integral membrane protein DUF106-domain-containing protein. The transcript is spliced from 6 exons. The record is from RefSeq and is a predicted model, not a curated record. Gene Ontology annotation, cellular component: EMC complex; membrane. Lineage: Eukaryota; Fungi; Basidiomycota; Agaricomycetes; Agaricales; Omphalotaceae. Gene Ontology annotation, biological process: protein folding in endoplasmic reticulum. The coding region runs from base 40 to 846 and encodes 268 amino acids.
AUUCCGAAUUUAGUAAUCACCUUCUCGUCGCCCACCACGAUGUCGAGUCCAGCGGUAUCCCUGUAUCUCGACCCGCAGAUUCGUGAUUGGGUGCUUUUCCCAAUCACUCUGGUUAUGAUCUUGGUCGGAAUACUAAGGCACUAUGUUGUUCUGCUUCUCCAGUCACCGCCAAAAAAGCUCGCUCGAGCCGCUAUCCGUGAACAACGCGCUUUGAUUCGUUCUCAAAUCCUUCGCGCGACUUCCGCUAACUCUCCUAUACCCCCUUCAUACUACCGCUCGAUAUCCAGUCGCCUUGCAGCAGCGUUUGAGGCUGGAACGUAUCUCAAAGAUGGUCCUUCAGAAGGCGACGCACCUUCCACACCUGCAAAUCCUAUGACGGAUCCUGCUGCAAUGGAUGGGAUGAUGGCGGGGAUGAAAACCCAGAUGGUGAUGAUGGUCCCCCAAAUGGUCAUCAUGGGCUGGAUCAAUUUCUUCUUUCAAGGCUUUGUGCUCAUAAAACUGCCCUUUCCUCUUACCCUCGGAUUCAAAUCCAUGCUCCAGCGAGGAAUAGAAACUCCCGACAUGGAUGUUAGAUGGGUAUCCUCGUUAUCCUGGUAUUUUCUCAACUUCUUCGGAUUGAACGGGCUAUAUCGCCUGAUUCUUGGUAAUGAUAAUUCCGCCGCGGAUACUUCACAAACAAUGAUGGCAUCUCCAUUUGCUGCGGGGGCAAAUCAACCUGGUCAACCGCAAGACUAUGUCAAGUUAUUCAAGGCCGAAAAAGACAACCUUGCGUUUGCUGAGGGCCUUUACUCAUGGAUGGGAGAUGAUGUAGAAACAAGACUGCUUCGCAAACACGGUAAACUGUGACGUUGUG